Molecule: messenger RNA, 689 nt
Organism: Rubroshorea leprosula
Lineage: Eukaryota; Viridiplantae; Streptophyta; Magnoliopsida; Malvales; Dipterocarpaceae
Source: the annotation of a GenBank genome assembly
UCAGAAAGAAUAAGGGCAAAUAAACAUUUCAGAGAUUGAAAAACCAGAAGAAUUUCAAAGCAAUGAUGACUUACGGAAAUGAGAUUAAGAAAAUAAUGUUGGAAUCCGGGACACCUUUGCUUAUACGUACUGUUGUUGACACUGAUAGAUGCCACCCUACAGAGUUUGACUUUUAUCUUAAUAGCCAUGCUGGAAUUCAGGGAACCAGUAGGCCUACUCACUACCAUGUCCUUUAUGAUGAGAACCGUUUUACUGCAGAUGCCUUGCAAGUGUUGACCAACAACCUAUGUUACACGUGUGCAAGGUGUACUCGAUCAGUCUCUAUAGUGCCUCCUGCCUAUUAUGCACAUCUAGCUGCAUUUCGAGCAAGGUACUACAUAGAAGGAGAAUCUUCAGAUGCUACUUCUUCAGGCAACAGCAAGACUACUAAGGAAAAAACUAAGGAGGUUAGACAACUCCCCAUCAUCAAAGACAAUGUGAAGGACGUGAUGUUUUACUGCUGAAUACUGACUCUUGGAAACCUUUUCCCUUUUUUGCUCUGGUCCUGCCAACAUUGUAAGAUAGAUGUUAGGGCAAUGGUUCUAUGCCUAUGUCUUUUUGGGUUUGCACUGUUGAAUGCCUUUUGAUACUUGCAAGUAAAUGGUUAAUGCUUGUGAGAUAUAGGAUUUUAACAAAUAUAUUUUGACAAG